This is a messenger RNA of Syngnathus acus (greater pipefish), 1538 nucleotides long. RefSeq names its product protein kinase, cAMP-dependent, regulatory, type I, alpha (tissue specific extinguisher 1) a (gene prkar1aa). The transcript is spliced from 11 exons. Gene Ontology annotation, cellular component: cAMP-dependent protein kinase complex. Gene Ontology annotation, biological process: regulation of protein phosphorylation. Gene Ontology annotation, molecular function: cAMP-dependent protein kinase regulator activity. The coding region runs from base 81 to 1211 and encodes 376 amino acids. Lineage: Eukaryota; Metazoa; Chordata; Actinopteri; Syngnathiformes; Syngnathidae. The record is from RefSeq and is a predicted model, not a curated record.
AGUUAGCGUAAAACCGUGCUAGCGGAAGUAGUUCACGACGGCUCGAACGAAAACAAACAGGGACACGACUUGAUCACAAAAUGGCUUCAUGUAGUACAAACAAUGAGGAUGAGCGCAAGCUACGAGAAUGUGAGAUCUAUGUUCAAAAGCACAACAUUCAGCAGGUGCUCAAAGACUGCAUUGUCCAGCUGUGCACAGCCCGGCCCGAACGACCCAUGGCAUUCCUCCGGGACCUCUUUGCAAGACUGGAGAAGGAAGAGGUCCAGCAGAUGGUGUUACAGCAGAAGUCCAUGGACUCACGUGAAGAUGAGGUUUCGCCACCUAUGAAUCCUCUGUUGAGGGGAAGGAGCAGGAGAGGAGCCAUCAGUGCUGAGGUGUACACGGAGGAAGAUGCUGCUUCCUAUGUCAGAAAGGUUAUUCCAAAAGACUACAAGACAAUGGCAGCUCUGGGCAAAGCCAUGGAGAAGAACAUCCUCUUUGCCCACUUAGACAGCAAUGAGAGAAGUGAUAUUUUUGAUGCCAUGUUUUCUGUCAACUACAUUGGUGGAGAAACAGUCAUCAUUCAAGGUGACGAGGGAGAUAACUUCUAUGUUAUCGACCAGGGAGAAAUGGAUGUGUACGUGAACAAUGAGUGGGUGACCAGCAUUAGCGAGGGUGGCAGUUUUGGGGAGCUCGCUCUAAUCUAUGGGACACCUCGAGCAGCUUCUGUUCGUGCUAGGUCCGAUGUCAAGCUAUGGGGAAUUGACAGAGACAGUUACAGGAGAAUACUCAUGGGAAGCACUUUAAGAAAGCGUAAGAUGUAUGAGGAGUUCCUGAGCAAAGUUUCAAUUUUAGAGUCUUUGGAAAAAUGGGAGCGUCUGACUGUGGCCGACGCCUUGGAGACAGUGCAAUUCGAAGAUGACCAAAAGAUUGUUGUGCAAGGAGAGCCUGGUGAUGAGUUUUUCAUCAUCUUGGAGGGGACAGCAGCAGUGCUGCAGAGGCGGUCCGAGGAUCAGGAGUUUGUGGAAGUUGGCAGACUUGGACCAUCAGAUUACUUUGGCGAGAUUGCCCUACUGAUGAACCGGCCUCGUGCCGCAACUGUUGUUGCAUGCGGACCCCUCAAGUGUGUCAAAUUGGAUCGGCCACGCUUUGAGAGAGUCCUUGGCCCCUGCUCCGACAUCUUAAAGAGAAACAUCCAGCAGUACAACAGCUUUGUUUCCCUCUCUGUUUGAACUUCCUUCCUUUCUUGUUUCAAAUUCACGACACAGGUCCAGUUCAUUUUGUAUUUUACCUCUCUUUCCAAUAUAACUGCAGCUGCCUUAUUGGGAAAAAAAAUGCUGUUUUUUUUCUUUCACGGGACACUUUGAUACCUUUCAGAGCUUUGCAGUAGUUGUUAUAAAUUAUUUUAUAUGUUACUGGCAUCGGGUGGAGUCUUCAUAUCUCCACAAUGAGCACUUUUAAAAAAACAAUGGAAGCCAAACAGCCUGCCUUGUGGUUUGAGUUCUUGCCUUUGUGUUUUAGUCAGGUCAUGUGAAAUAAAAAGUUCACUUUUAAUGUAA